AACCAGUUUAGCCAUCGCUGAAAAUUGAAGCUUCAAUCUUCCCUUUUUACACCAUUUAAUUACAUUUAAAUCAUAUCUCCACAUAUUAUUGUCUCAUUUUUCAAAAUUUGGAAGAAAAAAUGUGAUUGGCUGUGAUUCCAAAACAAACGUGAUUGGUUGUGACAACCCGUAGCUACACUCAGUCCACAUCACAGUUACACCUUAGUGGGGUGGUGUUCACGCGUGAGUAUCUUUGCCACAUAGGCUGCUACACGUCAAAAACGAUGGCCUUAUAUAAUUAAAUAACCUCUCACAAAAACCUUUAUCAAUGUGUCUUCUCUCCUUCGUCUUGUGUCUACUUCCGGUGGUCAUCUCCGCCGCAGCGCCACCACUCCAGCCGGGAUACUACGCCAAAUCCUGCCCAAAUGCAGAGCUCAUCGUCAGAGAUGUGAUGAAGAAGGCGAUGAUCAGAGAACCCAGAAGUGGAGCUUCUGUCAUGCGACUUCAAUUCCAUGAUUGUUUUGUUAACGGAUGUGACGGGUCGCUGUUGUUGGAUGAUACCCCGACCAUGCUUGGGGAGAAACUCUCGUUGUCCAACAUAAAUUCGUUGAGAUCUUACGAGGUUGUCGAUGAAAUUAAGGAAGCUCUUGAGUCGGCCUGCCCUCGUAUUGUUUCUUGUGCAGAUAUCAUUAUCAUGGCCUCUAGAGAUGCUGUUGCUCUGAGUGGAGGUCCAGAUUGGGAAGUGAAAUUGGGAAGAAAAGACAGUUUAACGGCAAGCCAAAAAGAUUCCGACGACAUAAUGCCGAGUCCAAGAGCCAACGCAAGUUCUCUCAUCGAUCUUUUCGCCAGAUUCGAUCUCUCAGUGAAAGAUCUCGUGUCCCUUUCCGGUUCUCACUCCAUCGGAAACGGUCGUUGCUUCUCCAUCGUCUUCCGGCUAUACAACCAGUCAGGAACCGGCCGCCCAGAUCCCACCAUCGAGCCUAAGUUCCGGAAAAAGUUAGACAAGCUUUGCCCUCUUGGAGGAGACGGGAAUGUCACCGGCGAUUUGGACUUCACGCCUCAUGUUUUUGAUAAUCAGUACUUUAAAGAUUUGGUGAACGGAAGAGGGUUUCUUAAUUCCGAUGAAACGUUGUUUACUUUUCCGGAAACGAGAGGGUAUGUGAGAAGGUAUAGUGAGGAUGAAUCCGAGUUUUUUAGGGAUUUUGUCGAUGGGAUGAUAAAGAUGGGGGACUUGCAGUCAGGGCGGCCGGGGGAGAUUCGGAGGAAUUGUAGGGUGGUUAAUGACCCGCCGCAGGUAGAGGUGGUGGUCGGGGAAUUCAGGGAUAGGAAAAUCUUGAGCAAGUGAUUUGUGAUGUCGUCUUAAAUACGAGUAUAAUUUAUAUCUGCUAAAAGUGCUACAUAUGUUCUCAGACAAUGCGUUUCAUAAUAUGACGCUAUAAAUUCUAGUUAUUAAAGAAACUUUUUGGGAUAGAAA
Lactuca sativa (garden lettuce) is the source of this 1453-nucleotide messenger RNA. RefSeq names its product Peroxidase superfamily protein. The record is from RefSeq and is a predicted model, not a curated record. Gene Ontology annotation, molecular function: peroxidase activity; heme binding. Gene Ontology annotation, biological process: response to oxidative stress; hydrogen peroxide catabolic process. Lineage: Eukaryota; Viridiplantae; Streptophyta; Magnoliopsida; Asterales; Asteraceae.